This is a messenger RNA of Tachysurus fulvidraco (yellow catfish), 5084 nucleotides long. Its product is annotated as tumor necrosis factor alpha-induced protein 2. Gene Ontology annotation, cellular component: exocyst. The coding region runs from base 385 to 2478 and encodes 697 amino acids. The record is from RefSeq and is a predicted model, not a curated record. Gene Ontology annotation, molecular function: SNARE binding. Gene Ontology annotation, biological process: exocyst localization; exocytosis. Lineage: Eukaryota; Metazoa; Chordata; Actinopteri; Siluriformes; Bagridae. The transcript has 14 exons.
ACAGACAGACUGGCUGAUAGAUAGAUAGAUAGAUAGAUAGAUAGAUAGAUAGAUAGAUAGAUAGAUAGAUAGAUAGAUAGAUAGAUAGAUAGAUAGAUAGAUAGAUCCAACUUUAUUGUCACUUGUGUUAUUGUGACUAGUUACCUAGCAAUAAUAUUAAGUCCAGUUCCAGUCAUAAUCUCGGUGCUUUAAUGUGCUGCUAAUGUUUAAUUAUACCUUCUAACUUACUAAAUAAAUAACUAACUUACUGUCUAACUAGUAAGUAAAUAACGUAUAUUUUCUUUCAGGACAUGGUGAUAUUUUUUUUACAGGUGACGUUUACCCAGUAGGUGGGACAGGAGAAAUUGAAAGUAACAGCGCCUGCAGUUUUCACGUAAGCUCAGAAUGGCAGAAAGUGAAAAUGAUGCUAAAAAGAGCCCAAGUGCCUCAGGGACUAUGAUGACCUUAAUAAGGAAAUUCUCAAUAAAUAAAAAGAGAGAAAAUGAAGUGGCAACAGCAGAUGGCACUGUCUCAAAUACCAGGCCUAUGUCUCCUGACACACAAAAGUCACCUACAACAGAAGAUGGCUUUAGGUGGAGAAGUUGGAAAAGUUUUAAGCGAAAGUCUAAAGAAUGUACAUUGAAGGAAUCUGUACUAGAACAGGGUGCCACAACUGGUACAGUAAUGGAGAAAGAAAUCACUAACGACUGUGAUUUCACCUUUAACAUUUUGUCAUCAUCUUUGUCAGUAAUGGAGAUAGAUGGUCUCAUUGAAAAAGCAGCCUUAAAAGAGGCCUAUCUUAAUAUACUCACUCUGCAGAAGGAGAUUCAAUGUGAGCAGGAAGCACUGGGGCAGGAAGCUUCUCCAGUGAAAUUAGUCCAUAAAAAGAAAGACCUGAAUUUCCUCUACAACAACCUGAAGGAAAAAGUUAUUAAUAUUGUCUAUCAAUCCUGUGUCCAGCCUUCUUGCAACAAUGAUCUACUGGUGCAGGUGGCUGGCAUCAUUCAAGAUAAGGAAAAUAGAGAAAGAGAUGUGGAGAGAGUGGGGGAUUGGAGAGGUGCCUGGAGGGCUGCAAUACAACAAGGAGUUAAAGAGACACUUGGGAAGAUUAAUCUAAAGCAAAAUGUUCCCUGUGUUGGAGUACAAUUGGAGCUUUUGGGUAAAAUGAUUGUGGAGUUGCUGGUGAAGGUAAAGGCAGAAAUUUUGAAUUUGUAUCCACAGAAUUUCCUAGUGUUCGAAACCUAUGCUUCAGCUUGUCAUGAGUAUGUAGGUGAACACCUAAAAGUACUUCUGGGAAAGGUCACAGAACUGAAAGAUUAUAAUGACAUGCUGGAUUUUGUUAUCAACCGCUAUCAUAGUGAGAUGAUUCUCAGCAGUCCUUCAUUGCAGCCUGAGAUGAAAGAUCAGAAAUCUCUCACAAUAUCUGAUGAUUUGCUUGGCCAGAUAAAGAAAGCAUAUUGUGACCGUCUACAUAAGACUCUAUAUGACUCACUGGACAGUGUCAUGAAUGCUGAACAGGAGGAAGUAUGGAAGAAGAAAGUAACACCCAAGAGUACAAAAGACGGAAUAUUUCUCAGCUCUGAAGUUCACACAAAUGUCUGUGAAAUGAUCAAGACAUAUUCUGAUAAUUGUGCAAAGAUCGACGAGAAUCUGGAAAAGAUGGCAAUAUGCAAAUGUAUGGAAGUUCUGAAACACUUUCCCAAAAGAUUUGAAGAUGAGUUUUCAAAGCAGAGCCUCUCCUUGUUGGGCUCAGACUUACUGGACUGCUGUCUGUGGGCUGAAUAUCACAUUGCCUAUAUCAACAGCUUUAGCUUGCUCAAAGAGCACAUGGACGGCUAUAGAAAGAAGUGCCCAAGACAAAUGGAAGAGCUUGUGAUAGAGAUGGAUGUACUCAUUGACCAUCUAAGACAAGCUUUACUGGAGCAAUUUAAAGCAGAAAUCAAGCAAUAUUUGGGUGAGCUAAUGACCAAGAAAUGGCUUACCACAGACACUGAUUUCAAUGAACUAGUUAACAGAAUAGAGACUUACUCUGGAUACAAUAAAUCCAUGAGACAUCCAUCUGCACAAACUUUUGCCAAUGAUGCGCAUUACCAUGUAGUGAAAGUGUACAUAUCAGAAAUGCUGAGUAAUAAAUAUUCCUGCAAAGGCAAGAAGAAUGAGGAGGCUGCCGAGAAAAUUAAUAAGCAGUGGACUGAGCUUAAUAAACUGUUCAGUGAAAUGGGAUCAACCUUAGAUUGGCUUCACUCACUAGGAGGUCAUAUCAGUAAAAUCAUUGAACAGGAACAUGAGAAAGAUAUAAAGAAUUUCUUAACACCACUGGUUGAAAAUUACCCUGACAUAAGUAAAAAGCAACUCUCAGCUAUUCUAUACUUCAGAGACAGUGGUUUUUUGAAGUUUGAGAGGUCAGUCAUGCAGUGCUUCAGUGAGCUUAAGCGUCACACUGACAAUGGGAAAACAGAAAAUACUGGAAAGCACACCUUCUUCAGCGACAUCAAGUGAAACAAACAUCAGCCUGGUGGCCUUCUAAAAGUAACUAAGCCUUGAUGACCUUAAUCAUUACAUCAAUUGUGUCAUGAAGGUGGUCUGGGUUGGAUGCAAGUGCAGAUUUUAUUUAACAAACAAACAAACCAAUCCAAAAAAGCAUUCAAAAAAAUGUAGUCAAGCCACUGAUAAGGUCAUAAAUAAACAACACCUAACAGGGGAAAACACAAGAAUUAAUGAAACAAAUAUAUUACAAUUAAAACUGUGAGAGCAAAAAAAAAAAAACAAAAAAAAAAAACAAGCCUUGGGUUAUUAAUCACUAUUAAUAGCCAACAGGAAUAAUGUUUUUGUGUUGUUUCUUAUGUACAGUAUAUAUAAUGCAUAACAUACAAUUAUCUUAUUAAGCAAUUAUGUGGCAGCAGUUCAACGCAAAAUUCAGAUAAAUUCAGGUAAAGAGCUUAAACUAUGUGUGAGAUUGCAAACAAGUGGUGCUGUGAAAUUGUUAAAAGUAGAUAUUAUCUAUUCAGAUAAAAAAUCUCAUCAUUACAUACCAAAUUAUAAACAUUUAUACAUUGAUAAACACAAUAAUGCUAAUUCAGAGACCUCAGUGCGCUUCACUCACUAGUGUAUCAAAUUAAUAAAAUUACUGAACAGUUUGUUAAAAGCAGUUAAUAUGGUCACUAUCACAAAUUUGCUUACAUUUAAUAAAGACCUUUAAAAUUUAAAUUUAAGAUUUAAAAUUAAAUAUUCAAGAUAUUGUAAAAUGUACUUUCUUUGUUUUAAAUAUUUAAAAAAUAUAAAAUUCUAUUUCCACUUUUAAGGGAUUAAAAAAGUCUCAGAUGUUUAGCCCCAAAAGUAUAUAUGUACAUACACACAAAAAAUUUACAAUUGUGGAAAAAAGAAAGAACACCCUCCUUUAGAUCUAUGUUUUUAAUAUCAAUCCAUAAUUACAAACGUGUGGUCCUUAUCAACUUUUCUCAAAAAAAAAAAAAAAAUCUCGUGAUAAUAACAAAAAAUUAAACAGAUCUAAUUGUUCCCCAAAAAGUAAAUCAAAACUCAGAAACCAUAUAGGAAAAGUAACUAAACCCUAUAACUAAACCCUAGAAUUCAGUAACAUGUCGAACCACCUUUUAGACGAAUUCAGGAUGAGGACUUGGCAAUUCUGCACCUGAAUUUUUGUCUUCUUUAGACAUUCAGGUGUUGACUUGCUGGUUUGCUUAGCCUAAUAAUGGCCUUCUUUACUUGCAUUAAUGUCUCUUUUGACGUCAUAUUAAGAGAACCUCUUUGGAUCAACUCCAAAACUACUGCCUUCUUAAUUUGUCAUAAAAUAGCGAGGAAACAGGUCACACAUGACCAUUAAGUUGCUUGACAGUCAUAUGUCCAAUUAUCUUCGAUAAUGUGAAAAUGACAGGACUAUGUAAAAUAUAUGUAAUUCUUAGAUGAUUAAAACAGUAAAACAAAACAAAGCUGAAAAUUGACUCUUUAAUCACAUUUUGAUUGCUUCGUACACAAACAAUAUUACGAAAAGCACUGUCUAAAUUCUUAUCUGGCUAUAGUGCUUGGGUUUUUCAUUACAUUACAUUACCUGAGCAUUAAAGUGUCUGAUCUUGGACGGAUUUUUUCCUUGGACCCCUAAUCCUAGAAAUAUUGGCAACUGUCUUGAAGGAAAUACAUUUGUAAACAAUCCCUCUCACUGUAAAACAGAAUUUUAAAUGGCCUUAUAACCCUUACCAGAAUGAUAAGUAGCAACAUCUGCUCUGAAGACCAAUUAAUCUUGUGUGUUUCACCAGUAAUACCUUGCUGUUAAUUAUUUACUUAGUAAUUACUACAUAUUACUGCAUACUACAUUUUUAUGUAGUCCAUUUUUAUUCUUACCUGAAAGUAAUUGUUGAAUUUUUUUUUAUUAUUUAUUUAUUUUUAUUUUUUUUACAGAAGUAGGACAGCCUUCUUGCAACAAUGAUCAAAUAUAGUGAGUGUAAUUUUGGGAAGUUGAGUGUGGAAAUGUUAUACUAUGAAACACAGUUCAAUGGAGUUUGUAGUGGAAACACAUGUGAAUAUAUAGAAUGUGAAUACAUAGAACAACAUGUGAAUACUUAGAAAAUUCUAGAUGUUAAUAAAUAACAAAGAUGACAAAUAGGAGAAUAUGAAAUAAUUCUGUUUGUGAAAUAGGUCUUUACACCAUAGUAUAUGAGGUGUUGGGUGUUUUAAAAAGUAAUUCUACUUGGGUUAAAGGUGUGUUUGAAAUUUGUGAAUUCAUAUUUAAACAGAAUACAUUUCUGUUUUUGUAUUUCUGUUGUUUUAUAUGUUAAGGUCAAUUUAAAAACGAAUAUAUCCUCAGGUACUGUGGUUUUGUAUACGUUUAUGAAACUCGUAUUCCUAACUGAUACAUUUUUCUUUGUGCAUCACUAUUAGUUGCCACUAGAUGGAAAGCUACUGCAGUUGUUGCAUGUUAUAAUCCAGUAUGACUUAUAGCUAAUAGUUUCAAAGUAAUAUGGUGCUCUUUUGAUCUAUUAUAACUUACCGUAUAUCAUUCUGAAGGUGAUUUCUUUAUUGUUGCAAUUCUUUCAUGUUUCUGAAACAUUGUGCCAUGGAAAUCAUCUUAAUAAAGGUACUUUUAAAUUUAA